AAUUGCCCAGGGCACGUCACUGCCUACCUGCGCACACCAACAACAAGCUUUCUCCACGCAACAACCCUACCCAGACCCUUAACUUUCCCGCCCCCCCUCUCUAGUUUCUGCCUUUGCGCAACACAAGACCCCUCGAUAUCUCUGUCUUGAAUCUUGGUUUGAAGCAAGCGGUAGCGGCCUGUCGCACAGUACACACACACACACACCCGCAACAACAUUAAAACCAUGUCGCAACGACGGAACGGCGGAGAGCCGCAGCCCAAAGACGAGAUGCCCCCCGCGAAGGGUGAGGUGCAAGACAAGCAAAAAAGGCUCCUCUCGCAGGACGCAGGACAUUUCUCUCUCGUGAGAGCUCUACACGCUGCUGACUACAUUACCGAGCUCAAUGGCUUCUGCGGCGUAAUGUCCAUCAUGUCCUCCCUCCGCUACUGCACACAGUCGGACCCCUUCAACUACACGAACCUGUACUGGGCCCUCGGCUUCAUCCCUCUCGGUCUCUUCUUCGACUUCAUGGACGGCAAAGUCGCCCGCUGGCGCAAGAAGGCAUCGCUCAUGGGCCAGGAACUCGAUUCCUUGGCCGACCUCGUCUCCUUCGGUGUUAGCCCCGCCGCCGCCGCCUUCUGUCUCGGUCUGCGUACCCCCGUCGACCAUCUCCUCCUCAGCUUCUUCGUGCUCUGCGGUCUUACGCGUCUCGCGAGGUUCAACGUUACAGUUGCUAUGGUGCCGAAGGAUGCGACGGGCAAGAGCAAGUACUUUGAGGGCACUCCGAUUCCCAUGUCGCUGGGUAUUGUGCAGGUCAUGGCAUACUGGGUGUACAAGGGCUGGACGCUGGAGCAGAUUCCCAUGGGUCUCUGGCUUGAGGGCACGGCGUUUGAGUUCCACCCUGUUGUUGCCAUGUUUAUUCUCCACGGAUGUUUGAUGGUUAGCAAGAGCGUCAAGAUUCCCAAGCCCUAGAGUGCUGGAGCAGAGGAAAGCAGCUCAGCAUGUUGUGUGUGAGCCGCUGUGAUUGGGACGAUGGAAGUAAUAGAUCUUUGGCCUAUAGAGAGGAUAAAUCGGCUGCUUCUGUCCUGUUAGUUACACGCAUGACGAUGCUAUGGUCGAUUAGCGGGCGUACAAAACACAAUGAUACCCUAUUAUCAAGAAAUCUCAAGUAAAACUUCGAUUGAAACUGCACUAUGUCUGUAAAAGAUAAGCUAUCAGAAGGUAAUCACC
This is a messenger RNA of Alternaria rosae, 1212 nucleotides long. Its product is annotated as phosphatidylserine synthase. The transcript is spliced from 3 exons. Bases 226 to 954 code for a protein of 242 amino acids. The record is from RefSeq and is a predicted model, not a curated record. NCBI's taxonomy places the organism in Eukaryota, Fungi, Ascomycota, Dothideomycetes, Pleosporales, Pleosporaceae. Gene Ontology annotation, molecular function: phosphotransferase activity, for other substituted phosphate groups. Gene Ontology annotation, biological process: phospholipid biosynthetic process. Gene Ontology annotation, cellular component: membrane.